AUAUUUUUUAUUGCUGAGUUUUUUGUUUGUUUGCAGGCAUCAUAGACUAAUGUGAAGAGUAGGGCCUGGGCUUGGAAUCAGACUUACCUAGGCUCAAAUCCUAGCUCUGCUAUUUCCUAGCAGAUUGACCUUGGGCAAGUUACCUAAGCUCAACUUUCUUACCUGUACAGUGAAAAUAAUAAUAAAUAGCUCAAUGGGAGAAUAACAUGAGAUGAUUGUAAAAUGCAUAGUCCUAGCUAUGCCCUAGCACAGAGGUGCUCAACAGAAGUAUUGUGGGUUUUGGGUUUGAUUUUGUUUUGUUUUUACCUUCUCUGUUUUUUUUCAGUAUUUGACACAAUAUGAUUUUUCAAAUUUUGGUAACAUAAAAUUUUACCAUUAUACCCAUUUCCAAUGUGACUUUUUUAAACUCUGAGAAAUUUUAUAUAACUUUUUUCUGAUUCUAAAGUUUGGAAACUGAGGUCAACUUUAGUCUGUGAAGCCUCUCUUUGCCCAGAGAGCUGCACAUCUGAGCCCUGAAAAGAAGGGAUCUUGGGCACAGCUGAAUCCCUCAGUUGACCUCACUCUGGUUUCCAGCCUAGAAGGGCUGACAGGAUCCAGCACUUUCUUCCAGGGUCAGCAAAGGGCAGAGGCCUGAAGUUAGGCAUCACAGGGUUCUCAGCGGGGCCUCUAAGACCCCCUCCUCCCACUUUGCAGAGAAAGGAGGCGGCUGUGGAGAAGAGGAUAUGAGUUCCGUUCUCUGCUCCUCCCUCUCCUUGCUUUUCCCCACACCCAUCUUCUCCCCCACAGCAGCCAUCUCCCCCACAAAGACUGGAAAGAGGGAGGAGGGCAGGAUUGGGCACUGAGGGAUCAGAAGUCCCACAGCGCCCUAUAUCUGAAGGAAGCUCUGGCCAGGGCAGCUGUGCUGGUUCAUGCUCACUGCCUCAUGCUGCUUGUCCCCUCCAGCAUGAUGCUGGGGACUCUGGGCCUUUGCGUACUAUUUCCCACAUCUGUGCGAGGUAAGUGUCGGGAGUGGGGGGUUUUUCACUCACCCACUGAGGGAAAGGGGGACUUGAAGCAGCAGCCACCCCUCUGGAAGAGUGAGUGGGGUGGGUGAGUGAGGGCAAAAAGUAGAGCCAUGUGUCCCCAUGGUGAGGUCAGGUUCCAGACCUCUGCUGACCCUGUUUCCUCUUAUGGCAUUACCACGCUGGCCCUGGGAUAUGAAACAUGUUUUGUCUCUCCUUUUGGCUGCUGCUUUUGCCCCUGCAUUCACUCCUAUCUUGAACCUUCCCCUCUCCCCACCCUGGGCCACAGCACUCCCAAGCAGGCGGACCUGUGUGUUCUUUGAGGCCCCUGGAGUGCGGGGAAGCACAAAGACACUGGGGAAGCUGCUAGAUGCAGGACCAGGGCCCCCCAGGGUUAUCCGCUGCCUCUACAGCCGCUGCUGUUUUGGGAUCUGGAACCUGACCCAAGACCGGGCACAGGUGGAGAUGCAAGGAUGCCGAGACAGUGAUGAGCCAGACUGUGAGUCCCCGCACUGUGACCUGAGCCCCCGAGCCCACCCCAGCCCCAGGUCCACCCUCUUCACCUGCUCGUGCGGCACUGACUUCUGCAAUGCCAAUUAUAGUCAUCUGCCUCCUCCAGGGAGCCCUGGGACUCCUGGCUCCCAGGGUCGCCCCACCGUCCCAGGCGAGUCCAUCUGGAUGGCGCUGGUGCUGCUGGGACUAUUCCUGUUCCUCCUGCUGGGCAGCAGCAUCCUGGCCCUGCUACAGCGAAAGUCCUGCAGAGUGCAGGGUGGGUCAGCGCCAGAGCCAGAGCCAGAGCCAGAGCCGGAAUCAGGCAGGGACUGGAGUGCUGAGCUGCCCGAGCUGCCUGAGCUGUGUUUCUCUCAGGUCAUCUGGGAAGGAGGUCAUUCAGUGGUGUGGGCUGGGCAGCUGCAAGGCAAACUGGUAGCCAUCAAGGCCUUCUCCCGGAGGGCUGUGGCCCAGUUCCAAGCCGAGAGAGCGUUGUAUGAGCUGCCAGGCCUACAGCAUGACCACGUUGUCCGCUUUAUCACCGCCAGCAGAGGGGGCCCUGGGCCCCCACCCUGUGGGCCCCUGCUGGUACUGGAACUGCACCCGAAGGGUUCUCUGUGCCACUACUUGACCCAGCACACCAGUGACUGGGGAAGUUCCAUGCGGAUGGCACUGUCUCUGGCGCAGGGCCUGGCAUUCCUCCAUGAGGAGCACUGGCAGGAUGGCCAAUAUAAACCAGGGAUCGCCCACCGAGAUCUGAGCAGCCAGAAUGUGCUCAUUCGGGAGGAUGGGUCAUGUGCCAUUGGAGACCUGGGCCUCGCCUUGGUGCUCCCUGGCCUCUCCCAGCCUCCCACCUGGGCCCCUACUCAACCCCGAGGCCCCGCUGCCAUCAUGGAGGCUGGCACCCAGAGGUACAUGGCGCCAGAGCUCUUGGACAAGACUCUGGACCUACAGGACUGGGGCACGGCCCUCCGACAAGCCGAUGUGUACUCUCUGGCUCUGCUCCUCUGGGAGAUCCUGAGCCGCUGCCCAGAUCUGUGGCCGGACAGCAGACCACCACCCUUCCAGCUGGCCUAUGAGGCAGAACUGGGUAGCACUCCCAGCACCUGUGAGCUGUGGACCUUGGCGGUAGAAGAGAGAAGGCGGCCCUGCGUCCCACCCACCUGGCAUGGUUUCACCACAGACCCUGGUGGCCUGAGAGAGCUGCUGGAGGACUGUUGGGAUGCGGACCCUGAAGCAAGGCUGACAGCAGCGUGUGUCCAACAGCGUCUGGCCGCCCUGGCCUAUCCUCAGGAGGCCCGCCCCUUCCCAGAGAGCUGUGCCCAAGGCAGCCCACCUCUCUGCCCAGAAGACUGCCUCUCAGGCCCUCCCCAUGGCCAUCCCCCCUUGUAGGCCUCAGUAGAACAUCUGCUACUUCAGCCUCCAGCAAGGCCUUUGUUCCGGGGGUCCUCCCACACUGUGUCUCACCUGUAAAUGUGCAGUUUAUGUAUAAUCUCUGUACGUGCAAACAUAAAUCUGGUGCUCCGAUGCCUGACUGCUGUGCCUCACCAGGGCCUUUCCAACCUGCCGGUAGCCUACAUCCUUCUGUGGGUGUCCAGUAUAGGGCAGUCCCGAUUGGGGCCUGAGGGGUGGGUGUGCAUAGGAAAGAGAUAAAGUCAGCUUUAUCUCCCUGUCCUUGGGCCUUCCUGUCUUCCAGGGAUCCUGGGCUCCUCCUGUCUCUCUUCUUUUCCUUCACUAUCAUAAGCCUACUUUUGGUGGGAUCACGUGGCGGUCAUUGGGGAAAGAUGAACUCGCCGGUCUGUAGCCGCCCAGAGACGCACAACUCCCCUUGCUGGUGGCCUUCCCCGGGGUCCUGAGGCUUGAGCAGGAAGGCCUCACAGAGCACACAGGAAACUUGCUGUUCAGUGAGCAGUUUUCCAGGAAAGGCGGGGUCAGUAGGUGGAGUGUUGCAUGGUGGGGGAGGAAACUGCAGGAACCUGGGGAGCAGAAGCGUAGGGUGUAUUGAGGAGAGAGAGCGGAAGUUCUGCGGAAAACUGUAGGCAAGGCCUUGUGAACUCUACUGAGAAGUUCUUCCUUCAUUUCUUUUUGUGUCUUCUCUAUUGGCUUUUCUUUCCCAACCCAGGCCCCUUUCAUACGCCCCACAGAGACAUUUCAUGCUGGGUGCCUGGUUUAUAGCCCUCAUUCAGUUUCUUUUCUUUUUCUUUUUUCUUUUGCUUUUUCUAAAGAGUUUUUUGUUUGUUUGUUAUUAAUUUAAGUAAUCUCUAUACCCAAAAUGGGACUUGAACUCCUGACCUCAAGAUCGAGUCGCAUGCUCCUCUGACUGAGCUAGCCAGCUGUGCCCCCGCCACCCCGCCUACCCCCACAGUUUAAUUUCUAACAGUGCUCUUGGGGUAGGUUACAUUCUCUUUCUAGGUGUCUGGUUUCUCAUUUGCUAAGUCAGGGGGUUGAGGCCUUCUGGUCUAACUCCAGUAGAGCAGUGGGAAGGCUUUGACUCCCCACAAUCCUGGUCAGUGACCAACGAGCCUAGUGUCUUUGAGUAAGUUACUUAACUCUAGGAAUCUGUUUUAUCAUGUAUAAAAUAUGGGUAAAAACACCUACCCUGCUUGCAAAGUUGAUUCGGGGUAAACAAGAAAUGGUGACAGGUCUUGUGCAGCCCCUGGCCUCAGUGGACACUUCUGUAAAUGGUAGCAGUUGUGUCUGAACAUUGAGAUGAUCUCUCACCCCUUUCCAUGUUAGUUGUUCCAGCAUUAACCUCUGCAGAGCCUGUCUGCUCUCAAGCCGUGAGGCUUCACUGUCCUUCAGCACUCUAAUCCUCGAUAAGACAUCAUCUUUUGGAAUAGGCAGCCACCACCUGAGAAGCUAAGCACAUCGAAAUCCAAGCUCCUGCCUCCCCCUCACCAAUAGGGCUGCCUUCCCCUCUUCCCUGGCCCUCAAGUGCACCAAGUCUCUCUCUCUCUCUUUUCUGGCAAUUUCUACACCCAAAAUGGGGCUCAGAAUCACGACCCUGGGAUCAAGGGCUGCGUGCUCUUCUGACUUAGCCAGCCAGACACCCUGCACUCAGUUUCUCUUGGUCCUAGAGGAGACCAACAAGGAAGGUGUUCUGUCUGUUCUGUGACCCUACCUCGUCCCACCCACCAAUAUCCAGUCGGUUCUCCAGUCCCACUAAGGUUGCCUGGGUGGGGACUGCUCCUCUUCCUAGGCUGGCAGACCCCAACUAUUAUAAUUGCCUCUUGGCCACCUAUUUCCCCCAGUCUUGGUUAAACACCAGGCUCUGAAUAUUCUUUAUUAUUUUUUAAAGAUUGUAUUUAUUUAU
Molecule: messenger RNA, 4803 nt
Organism: Mustela erminea (ermine)
Lineage: Eukaryota; Metazoa; Chordata; Mammalia; Carnivora; Mustelidae
Gene: AMHR2
Product: anti-Mullerian hormone receptor type 2
Exons: 10
Coding region: 1125-2882 (585 amino acids)
Biological process (GO): BMP signaling pathway; cellular response to growth factor stimulus; protein phosphorylation
Cellular component (GO): signaling receptor complex; plasma membrane
Molecular function (GO): ATP binding; transforming growth factor beta receptor activity
Source: RefSeq, a predicted model, not a curated record